UAUUAUUUAUUAAAAUGUCAAACAUAAGCAUUUUAGAUUUAGAAAGUAGAUAAAGAUUUUCUUUUUAAUAAAAGAAAUUAAAUUUAUUUAAAAGAUCUAUGCAAAUAGAAUUUUGCAUUUAAUAUGGUUGAAGCCAGAGCCGAAGAAAUAUCCAACGCCAGUAAUAACACGAAGGUAAAAGCAACAAAUAAUAAACCAAAAUCAGUAUAUUCUUGGAAUGUUGUUGAUGUACAGAAAUGGUUAAGACGACAUUGCAGUGACUAUUAUCAGUUGUAUGUUGAAAAUUUUACCCAACAUGAUAUAACUGGUAGAUCUCUUUUAAGGAUCAAUGAUAAUUCCCUCCUUCGACUUGGCAUAACAAAUGAUAUACACAGAGAAGCGAUAUGGAGGCAAAUUUUAAAACUUCGCCUGAAGACUGAUAUUGUAGAAAUUAGAGAUAUACAAAGGCGUAACCUUAAUACCAUGUAUUAUGAUAAUUCUAUAGUUUAAAAUUUGUAAUCAUAAUUGGUUCAGGCAAUUAUUCAAUAUAAUUUUAAGCGUU
Diabrotica virgifera virgifera (western corn rootworm) is the source of this 541-nucleotide messenger RNA. Its product is annotated as protein aveugle. The record is from RefSeq and is a predicted model, not a curated record. NCBI's taxonomy places the organism in Eukaryota, Metazoa, Arthropoda, Insecta, Coleoptera, Chrysomelidae. Gene Ontology annotation, cellular component: cytoplasmic side of plasma membrane. Gene Ontology annotation, molecular function: protein binding. The transcript is spliced from 2 exons. Gene Ontology annotation, biological process: cell surface receptor protein tyrosine kinase signaling pathway. Bases 124 to 489 code for a protein of 121 amino acids.